Messenger RNA from Nasonia vitripennis (jewel wasp), 1330 nucleotides. Its product is annotated as methylosome protein 50. Gene Ontology annotation, biological process: oocyte axis specification. The transcript is spliced from 4 exons. The record is from RefSeq and is a predicted model, not a curated record. Gene Ontology annotation, cellular component: methylosome. Bases 242 to 1255 code for a protein of 337 amino acids. Gene Ontology annotation, molecular function: protein binding. Lineage: Eukaryota; Metazoa; Arthropoda; Insecta; Hymenoptera; Pteromalidae.
CGCCGCGCGAAAGCAAACACGACGAGUCGAGUGUCGAUGACACGCGCGCGAUACUUAUAUACAUAUACAUAUACAAAGUAUAUUAAGUACCUGGUUCGUUCGCGCAUUGCCUGAUAUACGGAUAUACCCCUGAUCACUGGUGGCCUGAUGAGUUCUUAUUAUUAUUCUUAGAAUCAACUGAAGGAGACUUAAACAAUUAAGUACUACAUUUAACACUGACAGCAGUUGCUCAGAAUAAAUAAUGGAGCAGCAAGAAGAACAAAUUGAUCCAAACUUAAAUGCGGAUGCUUACAGAAAUUUAAGCGCCGCGGAUCAUCCGACGGUUCAAGACAAACAAUUAGAGGUUAUACUCGUUUACAAAGAUGACAGUUUGGUUAUCGGAGCUAGUAAUAUGGUAGAUCGGUACUGGAACGGAACAGUUUGGUUUUAUGGGGAUCCAUCUAACUUUGAGAAAAACCAGUAUACGGCAGCUAUCAGAACAGAAACUGGUGUACGAGCAGCUGCAUAUUUAGGAAAGCAUGAUAAGUUUAUCAUAGGAGAAGACAGUGGUCUUUUACAGGUGUUUGAAGUAGUGUUAAAACCUGAUACUCAAAUACAAGAAUUGCAAUGCAUGGGUUAUGCUUGUCAGCACGAUGAUAGUCUAACAUCGAUCUCAACUUUUAAUGAUGAUAUGCAUAUUGUUUCAGCAGGAAUGGAUUCAUGCAUAAAAGUAUGGGACACUACAACAAUGUUAGCAACAUCAUCUUUUAAUCAAGCUCAAACAGAUGUAGUUACAAGUGUUGAAGUUCAAACUGGUAGUGAUGCAGUAUUUGUAUCGACAUCUAUGGAUUCAGAAGCUUUACUCUGGGAUACUAGAAAAUCCAAACCAGCUCUUGGUUUAUGGAAGAAAAGCGGUUGUGGAUUAACCACAAGUUCAUGGAAAGUUGAUGAUGAACAUAUAAUUGCAGUUGGUGGAAUCGAUGGAAGCAUUUCCAUUCUAGACAUCCGUAAUAUUGGUGCUGCGCCUGUUUGUGAAUCUAUACAUUUUUCACGUGGAGUACACAAAUUGUUAUUUAAUCCUAAUCACUCAAAUCAGCUGGCUGGUUGCUGUGAUGCUACAGAACUUAAAAUUUUUGAUACAUCUAUUAACUGCAAAACUAUUUUUCAAAGCAACCCACAUAAAGACUUUAUUAGAGGCUUAGCAUGGCACAAACGUGAUUUGAUUACGUGUUCAUGGGAUAAUACAAUUUUAAGACACACAGUGACAUCUGAAUAGACUAUCUAAUAUUAAGUGCAUAAAACUCUAUAAAGUGCAAAUUUUUUAAUUUUCUAAUAAAAUCUAUGAAUGUAU